AUGAAGAAAACAACACAAAGCGUUGAACGUCUUCAAGACAUGUUAAAACAUGCAUCCAGAAAGAGGAAGCGUUCCAUAAGCCCGGAUGAGGAAUCGUUACCCCCAGCAAAGCGUCCAAGAAAGAUGGUGGCAGUGGUUCCACUAUUUCCAAGGACGUUUUUAUUAAAGGUCAAGAAAUGGCAAGACAUGAAAAGAAAAAUUGAAUUAGGUAUGGCUCUAUACAUAGAGGCACAGUUGAAGAAAAUGGCCGACACAUCAUCUUCACCACCAGAACCCACAGUUUCAUUAUCAGUUGAAGCAUUAGAGGGAAUUAAGGCAGCCGAGCAGCUGAUUGAAGAAAUCUCGGCCGAGAUCGCCGCUUCUUUUCCAAAGCGUUAUGGAAUCAUCAAGAGGCUGGAGGUCAACAAUGUUGCAGACGACAGUGUCGAGGUCAAGGUCAUUCCAGUUAAGCGCCGUGGCGGAUGGAGGAAAAAGGGAGAGAAGCGAUACUAAAUUGAGUGAUAAAAAGACAAAAAAAAGAACAUAAAAUAGACAAAAAUGCUAAAGGCAAACGCCAUUUGGUAGUUUCAAUAAGAGACUAUUGUCAGGUUGUCACUUUCAAAAAUCUGGGAAAAGGGAAGCAUAUUAAUUAUGAUAAACAAGAUAAACAAGAAAAGGCGGCGUUCAAUGAACGCAACCCCCACACGACCCAGCAACAAGGACCAGCGGCCAGGAGCCCAGGAGGGCCCCAAACAAAAACAGGACAGGGUGCAAGGCAGAGCACGGACAGGAUAAUCACUUCAACAAUAAAUAAAAGGAAAAAAUUGUAACCAACAAAAAAUUACAUGAAAAUUGCAGACUCGGUUUCAUUGAGUCUGUACAUGAGGGAUAAUGAAAAGGUGCAUACCAGAUGAAAUCUGGUGUUAAUUUAAAUUGAAAGCGGGACUUUCAGAAGUACCAGCUGAGAUGACAAUUACCUGAUUUGGUUUUUUAACAUUUGAGUUUUCCAGCCGAAAGAAAACGAAAUAAAAAAAUUUU
Molecule: messenger RNA, 1017 nt
Organism: Ruditapes philippinarum (Manila clam)
Lineage: Eukaryota; Metazoa; Mollusca; Bivalvia; Venerida; Veneridae
Exons: 3
Coding region: 1-492 (163 amino acids)
Source: RefSeq, a predicted model, not a curated record